Messenger RNA from Linum tenue, 2964 nucleotides. Lineage: Eukaryota; Viridiplantae; Streptophyta; Magnoliopsida; Malpighiales; Linaceae. The record is from the annotation of a GenBank genome assembly.
AUGAAUCCAAACCUCUACCUGAGGAUCACAGCUAUAUGGAAUAAAGAGAUGCCCGCCAGGACGAGGUUUACCCUCCACGGUUUCGAUCCAGCAGUCCGUGCGCUACUCGAUCCAUGCUCAGAUGUUCCAUCCAUACCAGGUUCGCCGUCUCCAGCCGUUGAUUCGACAGCCGAGGAGCUAACCCUAGCUCCGUCCUCAUCACGCGCCGUGCGACUAACUGUCGCGCCCGAGGUAGCCGUGAUCAACGAGAAGGAAGAGGGCCCCGUCGAUGAUGUGCUUCCGUGUCAAAGCAAGCCACUUGAGUUGGAUGAAGAAGCACCACCCGUCAUGGAUCCGUCUACCUUUGUGGACCGCAGCGCCGCGGUACGACCACCAACACCGCCAUCCAUCCGUGGCGCUGCUGUAGACGAAAAGAUUGCGACAUCCGUGGCCGCUCAACCAUCAACCGGAGAGCUAGCCCUAGCGCCAACGACCAAGGUCGUUCAUCCAUCAACCGCCAAAGUUCCUCUCAUCACAAGGAGGAUUGGCUACCGAAGAAAGAGGAGAGGACGAGUCAAAUCGUCAAAUCCAUCUUGGGAACCGACCGACAGGGGUAACAACGGAAUCACGUCGAAUGAAGGUGCUACAACUAAUGGAGAGGAACACGUUUCAAUGCUCGCCAGUCCUGGAAGAUGUAGAGGGAGGAUCCCACGUAUUGAUGGUUUGAAGUUUAGGAAGAAGAGAAAGAAACGGGGUGCAAGCAUUAGGGCAGCUACCCCUCUGGCCAUCGAUGCAUCACCAUUGCUCACGCCAGCCCUUCUUGCACCGCCGGCCACCACCGCCAAUAUUGAUAUCACACGAACUGCUGUCGCCGCGCAACCAUCAAAGAAGGAGCGAACCUUGGCUCCUAUUCCACUGAUCGCCACCGCGGGAAGCUUACCAAGGGUUCGGGUUCGGGGUCGGGCGUCAUCGCCACCAUUCAGGGCCGAGGAGCUCACCCUAGCUCCACCAUUGUUAACUGUACUCCUAGAGACGACGGUAUUUACAACAGUAUCGAGCCAGUUGUCGUUAUCAUCCAUCCCCGUCAUGGCAGUUGUCGUACCAGCUGUAGCUGCUCCUUCCAUCGCUGCUCAUCGGCCUACCGAAGAAGAAUCACCAACCGAGGCAGAUUGCAUUACGGAUGUUCUCAAUGGAAUCAGAACUAUGGGCGAUGUGUACCACAAGAGGAUCCCAUGGGAUGUAGCCGGAAGGGGUUCGAUUUGUGUGCUUCGACCGAACUGGAAAUUUCGUAAGCGCGGAAUUCCAUUGGAAUCACAUACGUGUUUCCACCGCCGCACCCGUCGUUACGACAAGCUCACCAUCAUCAACGACGUGACCGAACAACGAGAUUGGAUUAGCUCCACCGCCGCACGUCGUAGCUCUGUCAUUUCCAACCAUAGCCUCAAUAAGGCCAUCAUCGUAGCAGUUGAAGAAGUUGACAUUCCCAAGAAAGGAGGAUGGUUCUUCGAUGACGAGUUAGGUCUCAACCUUGGAUGUAAAGUCCGCGUGAAAGUGAUCACUACCACGACGUCAGAGGACAAAUUCACUCUCACAAUCCAACCUUCCUUGUCCAUGGGCUUCAAGACGCUGACAACCUUAAAUGGGAGAAUGGAGUGGUUGAUCAGUUCUUCUCCGACGGCGACGGCGGUCUCUCCCCAAGGGCGGCCGCCAGAUCCUCUGACCCCAACAGAAACUAUGAUGAACGAAGGAAAGAUGCUGGAGAUCAUACCUGAAUCGUCAACGCAGAUGGAUGUUGAGGGCGCUGCUGUGCAACUAAAGGAAACAGGGGCCCCGAUUGCCACAACGCCUGUCUCCGACGGGUCUAUUUUUCCAGGCAUGGAGACUAUGGACAGGUUUCGAACAAAUGAGAACACAACCACGCUCCCCCUGGUCUCCUAUGCUUCUGCGGUGGCGGGGAGCGCUAGUACGCAGCAACCUCCGAAGCAAAGGUGGAUCCCUGUGGGUGAGCAUGACCUGGUGCCAGGGACUUUUAACGGCGAGCCGGAACUCAGAGUCUCGGACUCGUUCAGGAAUAAACUCAGCGCUCCUUGGCAGCGGACCCUGGUUGUUAGGCUGCUGGGGCGCUCGAUUGGAUACUCGACUCUGUGCAAUAGACUGAAGGCCCUCUGGCGACCAACUAGCGCGAUGGAAAUCUUUGCUCUGGAUGACGACUGCUUUUUGGUCAAGCUUGGGAACGAUAAGGAUUAUUUUUAUGCUUUGUCUGAAGGCCCAUGGGUUAUCUUUGAUCAUUACUUGGUCGUGCACCAAUGGACUCCCUCUUUCAGGGUGACGGAUAAACUCCCCACCACCAUGGUUUUGUGGGUUCACUUCCCAGGUCUCCCCGUCCAUUUUUACCAUCAAGAACUCCUCUUCGCGCUUGGCAAUAUGAUCGGGAGGGCUAUAAAGCUUGAUUAUCACACUCAACACCAACAACGUGCCAAGUUUGCUAGGAUGGCCGUGGAGGUUGAUCUUUCCAAGCCUCUGGUUCCAAGAAUUAGACUUGACGGCCGUUGGCAAAAGGUGGAAUUCGAGAAUAUCCCUGUUGUUUGCUUUGAGUGUGGCAAGGUCGGCCAUACCAAGGUCACAUGCCCUUUGAUUUGUCAAGACCGGCUGGUUGCGGAUGUUCAUGGCACGUUGCCGUCGUCGGGGUCCGACGCCGGCGAAGGCGACUCCGGGGAUGUAGCCGGGUUCGGGCCGUGGAUGCUAGUCACACGAAAAACUCGGCGCAAUCAAAGGGAGGUGGGGGGACAAGGUAAGUCGGAUCAGAAUCACCUAAGCAACAACGCUCACAAGGCCAGGAAUUCAGGGAAAGGGGAGGAAGGUGAUAAGGAAAGACUUGAGAGUCUCCCGAAAUUGCAGAGUGGUAAAACAGGGAAAGUGGCGGGAUCUUUGCUUGGGAAGAAAGAGGAGGCGAAUAAAGGGAAGGCCCCUGUGACUGGGACAUGA